ACGCCGAAGGUACGGAGGAUCUGACCCCAGAUCAGAAGUGGAACGCUUCAGAAAGGGGAAGUGCAGUAAGCAUAUGUGUUCCUCCACACAGCUGGACAGAGACUGAGUGAUCACAAGGACGAACGAGUGUUUUCAUCCAGUCAAGAACACACAAAAGGAAAGAUGUCGUGCCUCAAGUGCCUAAAAUACACCAUGUGUGUGGUGAACUUCAUCUUCUUUCUUUGCGGAGCUGCUAUAUUCGGAUUGGGGAUCUACAUGAACACCACGUCCAAGUACUUGUCCCUCUUCCCAUCCUUGUCAGUGUUGAACAUAGCCAGCGCGUUCUUCGUCAUCGGCAUAUUCGUCACCUGUGUGUCCUUCCUGGGUUUCCUGGGGGCCCUUAAGGAAAACCGCUGCCUCUUGAUUUCCUUUUUCAUUCUCUUGUUCCUGCUGAUGUUGGCCGAGCUGACCAUGGCCUGCCUCCUGCUCUUGUACGAGAAAAAUAUUGACGAGUUCAUUGAGAAGGAACUGAAAGGCAGCCUGAAGAAAUCCAUCACAGAAAGCGAAAAUAACUCAACCAUUGACUGGAACUACAUUCAGAAAACUUUCGAGUGCUGUGGCGUAAACAACGCGACGGAUUGGGAAUUCAUUGUACCGGAUUCAUGUUGCACAUCACCACCAUGUAAAGACAAACCCUGGGACAUGGGCUGCUAUAAAAAACUGAAGGAAUGGUUUGAUGGCAAUCUUCUAGGAACUGGGAUCGGAGUCAUCAUCGUAUGCAGCAUUGAGGUUUUGGGUAUGUGCUUCUCCAUGACUCUGUUCUGCCACAUCAGCAAAUCUGGACUUGGCUACAAGUGAACAGCCAUGUAAGUUUUCCCACAAUGCAGAAAGAGAGACAGCCAGAAGAGCUGAAGAGACUGGAUGAGAAAGCUUGGCAUCCAUUUAUCCUAUUAUACUUUUAGAAUUUCUUCAUCGAACUUUGUGACACUUGUCUAGAUUACUAUUCUGACAUGUAUUAUGUGAAUGGGAUACAUGUGUACUGGUACACAGAUUAAUUAAUGCAUAUGUAUUUAUAUUUUUUGUCAAAUGAAAAUGGCAUUGCCAUAAAUUUGCGUGUACAGAAAAUGCAUAUGUGAUUGGAUAAAUGGUAAACUAUAAUGACAGAACAUUGCCUUUAAUCGUUACAUAAAUGUUUGUUAUAGUGCAAUAUCAGGCUGGACCACAGUUGUUGUUGUUGUUUUUUUUUAAUGAAAUGCCAAAAGUUUUAUUCAGCUUUUAAGUGCUUUAAAGUGAACGUCACUAUGUCUAACUGAGAAGUUGACAUCAGCACAUGUUGUACUCUUUAACAGAAGCACUUUUAUGAGAGGGAUUAGCAGUUUCAAUGCCAAAUUUAACUUCAUGUAACAUUUUGAUGUAAGGAAACUCCCUUCCAUGACCAAAAGUCCAAAUAGCCUUCUAAUUUCCCCAAAAUUCCCCAAAUUGACAUUUUUUUUGUAGCUGUAUAAUUUAGGAUACCAUGCUAAGCAUGCUUUUUUACUUUAAUGUAAUUUUAAAUAUCAUAGUCAUUAAUCAGAGCUAGUUGGUGUACAGAUUAUAAUAAAGUGCUUAGAAAUA
This is a messenger RNA of Pangasianodon hypophthalmus (striped catfish), 1593 nucleotides long. RefSeq names its product leukocyte surface antigen CD53. Lineage: Eukaryota; Metazoa; Chordata; Actinopteri; Siluriformes; Pangasiidae. Bases 163 to 837 code for a protein of 224 amino acids. The transcript is spliced from 8 exons. Gene Ontology annotation, cellular component: membrane. The record is from RefSeq and is a predicted model, not a curated record.